AUUUCUCGUCUCAACUAAGUAUACAUCCGUCUACGAUAAAAUUCAUCACAAUAGACUUUUAGAAGUGCUUCUCAGAUUUCGAUAGAUUCUCAGGCAAGCUUUGAUACUUAUUAUUUACAUAUUUAUCUAACUUUGCUUACAUUAGUAGAACAAAGUCCAAUGAUAGCAUUUGAAUAAUUAUCUAUCUAUUGUAGUGUAUAUAAUAGAAGUUGUGGAUUAAAUACUGUGAUGGUGUAUUGAGUAUUUUCAAAAUGUUACACGCUCAGACCUCAUUAUGUGUUACCUUAAUAUCUGUAUUGAUUACUGUCAACUGUAAACUUAUUGAAGACGCUACUAUAGUUCAGUUACCAAAAGGUAAAAUUCGGGGACAUAUUUUGAAAAGCGCUAAUAAUAAGGAUUUUUAUGCUUUCCAAGAAAUUCCCUACGCUGCUCCUCCAGUAGGACAAAACAGAUUCAAAUUACCUAAAGAACCUGAAGCUUGGAAUGACGUACUUGAUACAACGAAAAAUACAAAAAUUUGUUACCAGUACGCGACCCGCUAUCAUAAUUUAGAAAUUACAGAAGACUGUUUGUAUUUGAAUGUUUACACUCCACGGAUUCCAGGAAGUGGUGAUUUACUUCCAGUUUUAUUUUAUAUUCAUGGUGGAAGUUUGGUAAACGAUUCAGGAACUAUCGAAUAUUACGGACCAAAAUAUUUGAUUGAUCAUGAAGUUGUUAUAGUGACUAUCAACUACCGCAUGGGUCCUUUUGGAUUCGUCGGAACUAAUGAUGGUGUUAUUCCAUUGAAUCUUGGGUUUAAAGAUCAAGUAUUGGCUAUCGAAUGGGUGAAUCAGAACAUACAUUUGUUUGGUGGUGACCCAGAUAGCGUGACUUUAGUCGGACAAAGUGCUGGAUCUCUGUCAGUUGGGUAUCACCUUAUUGGACCAUGGAAUAACGGAAAGCAGUUAUUCCAUGGGGUUAUCAUGCAAAGCGGUACCCCGGUAUCAGGUUUAUUGGAACAACAACCGGGUACUGAAACAGAAACAGCUUUUCAGCUUGGUAGAGCUAUUGAUCCGUCGUUUACCUCAAAUAACACCAAAGAUUUAUUGAAUUUACUUCUAGAUGCCGAUGCACACGAUCUUAUGUGGACACACAUUGUUGGUGGCGCUGCUCUUGAAAGAGAUGGUCCAUUUUCUUAUCUACCGCUGCAGUCUUUCAUAGAUGGAAAUUAUAAGAAGGUUCCGGUAUUACUAGGCUUCAAUUCUGAAGAAUGGUUGUUUGCUUAUUUCGAUUUGACCAAUGAGUUUUUGGAAACAGUAGAUCAGAAUCCUGAUUUGUUAAUACGAUCGCUACUAAAUAUGUCUACUGAAAACAGGCGCAUUGCGGGAAAGCUAUUACAACAACUCUAUACGAAAAAUAAAACUUUUGUUCAGGAUUGGGGUGCGUACGUACGGUAUAUAACUGACGAAUACUUCACUACAGGAAUUUUUAAACAAGUAGAAUUGGCGUCUUCGCACGUUCCAUACUACCUAUACAAAUUUUCUUAUAAAGGAUAUCUUGGUGAACAAAUGGAUAUGUUGCCAUAUUUACCCGCAGAUGUAGAGACUGUCGCUCAUGCUGAAGAAGUAACCUACAUGUGGGAUAACGGCAGCAAUAGUGACCUAAGUCAAUUUCCCAGAGAAGACGUGUUAAUGUCACAACGUUUCCUCAAGCUCUGGACCAAUUUUGUCAGAUACCAUAACCCAACUCCAGAGGUAGAUACUUUAUUUGACAAUGUGAUUUGGGAGAAAUCGAAUGCCAGUAUUAAAUAUUUGAAUAUCAACGAAACUUUUGCUAUGCAAGAAUAUCCAAGACAAUUUGAAGCUGUGAAAAGGAUCAAAGAAACCUAUAUGGAACGACCUUAUAAUUGUAUAUGAGAGAUACUAUUUCGAAUUACCUAUUUAAUUUUAGAUCAAUAAAUAAAGAAUAUUAAAACGAAA
Diorhabda sublineata is the source of this 1958-nucleotide messenger RNA. RefSeq names its product juvenile hormone esterase-like. NCBI's taxonomy places the organism in Eukaryota, Metazoa, Arthropoda, Insecta, Coleoptera, Chrysomelidae. Bases 252 to 1895 code for a protein of 547 amino acids. The transcript has 10 exons. The record is from RefSeq and is a predicted model, not a curated record.